AAGCAAAUUACAACGGGAAGAUUUAAGCCCCGCAGGAUUGUGACUAUCUGUGCAUUCGAAUUGUUAUUCAGUGGCCGCCCCGGGCACUCUUAAGCGAUUUGGAGCGCCCGGACGAAAACAUGGAUCAACAUAGUGUGCCGCCUAGCCGAUCAGCAGAAUGAGACGAAACCUGCACUAAGAGUUCAACAGCAGUGCUCACCUGACUGUAUAUUCGGCCCUGCGUGGCAACCUAGUGCAACGGCGACGUUAAUUGUUAGACAUCAGUAGUAGUACCUGGCCUUUGCGGCGGUCAGGAUUCGCAUGUCUUCGGUCCAACCGCUCCUUUUGACAUCUGGGGCACUGGGGGGUGAUGACAGUGAAGAGUUCGGGGUGAUACCUGAGGCCGAAGGAGCGGUCCCGCCGCCAACCUUACCGCCUCCCAAUGCAGUACGAAGAGAGCGACCGGGGGCUAAUGCAAAUGCCUCCAGUCAGCGCCAAAUCAAACCUCGGAACAUUCGAACAGCGCUUAAGAAGCUCUGGUUGGAUGAGAUGCUACUUACGAAACAGAUACUGUGUCCCGUUCCAGGAUGCACGAUGAUAUUCCAGACGCUCCAGGCAAUCCAGACACACUACCAGUUUUGUACAGGUCUUAAUGAGUCGGGCAUCGUACGCUGCGAAUACUGCGGUGAGCAGUUUCUCUCGCAGAGUCUUGCCCUCGAAAUACAUACGGCCGAGGAACACCGACAAGACCGAUUGAUGUCCAUGAGCAAAUCCGACGACCAGAUUGCUGUAUCGAUCAAAAGCGAAGCUAAUAACUCCCAGCAGUUAACGCAGCAUCCAUCGUCUUAUAAUCCGUCAUCCGCCAAAAUGAAAAAGUACCGCGAACCUUCGGAGUUGAUCUCAAUACCAGCAACACCUCCGCCUGACGUGAUGAUUGAGUCACGUCGGCGGAGUGUCGCCUUCUCCCGAAAUCAGGAAGAACUCAUCGACUGUGAAGAGCUCGAAGGCGUAGUACGAUUUCCCCUAAGGAAUCUGCCUAAAGGCGAGCCAGAAGAUCCGCUACAGCUGCCCGCGGUCAUGAUGAAUCUUGACAUCAAUCUCAAACCUCGACCACUCUCAUUCGAUGAUCUUGACGAAAAUUCGCUUAUGGAUGAUGCUCUACUGCUAGCCGGGCCUCUGAAGUUGAAGAGCGAGCCGUUGGACAAAGCCGAAGAUGAUCCGCACUACCUUUCCGACGUAAUCAACAAAAUGCCUGAACCCGACCUCAAAACUGUGCCCCCCGUACGAAAGCGUCCACGAGCACAACAGCACACAUCGGGACCGGAUGUCCGAGUUGUACAGGUCAUAAUGCGGUCAAAUCCGUCGGAACCCAACGCCGCGCAAUCUAUCCUCAGAGACCCCCAGUUCGUCGAUGCGAUCGUUCAGCAAACAAUGGGUUCUAUCGUACAGAGCGGUGAAAUGCAGCACGCAGGAGGUGCCCGAAGAAGAAAAAAGCGAAAGGCCAAUCAACAACCGCUGGUAGUGGUGGCUUUUAAUGAACCUGUUCAGGAGCCAACGUCAUCGAUUGUAGCACCUGUACCACAGAGCACGACUGUUACGGCAAUGCCACCCUCCGUUUUACCCCCACCUUCUAGAACGCAGCACCAUCCUCAGCCAAACAUCAUGAAGAAGAGUGUGCGCCAUCGCAAGCAGGUGUUUCCGCCAGCCAUCCAGCCGACUGGCCUGGUACAGGUAACAUCUUCUCUUGAUCCUGGCCAUAAGUUCCUUCAAACGCAUACUCUUGCACCAGGUGAUAAGCCUCAAGUCCGGCAAGAAGUCAUUGACAGCUUCUUCAAUUCGGCAAUUGUAGCUACUACGACUUCAGCCAGCCCAACGACCGUUCCAACAACAGCAAUCACUUGCCAUCAGUCUACUGCCUCAACGUCGACCUGUACUGUAUCACCUCAAGUCGUCACAACAAUGACGGUGCCUUCACAGGCUACGUCGACGUCAUUUGUUGAUGAUUCUAGUCAACUUGUACAGCAGCAAUCGAGCAUCCAACCCGCCAUCAUUCAUCAGCACCAACCUCAGCCGAUUCCUCAUCAGCAUCAACAGAUACAACAGGUUCAGCAUUCACAUGCCGUGGCGACGGUUCACCAAAGUGAUGCCAGUGACCAGGAGACGUUCGAGCAAUCACAGCAAUCGCAGCAACAAACGCAUCAGGCCGCACAGCAGCAGUCACACACGCAGCAGCAACAGCAGCAGCAGCAGCAGCAGCAACAACAUCCACAGCAGCACCACCAAAUAGUGCAACAGCAACCGCAGCAUCAAAUCGUCCAACAGACCGAGGACUUCCACGGCAGUCAGUUGGCUGUCGCAACGCCUGACGUAUUAAGUCAAAUUAGCGAUCAAGGGUGUUUAAUCGUGCCGCAAGAAGCCUUUAGCCAGCUAGAAGGUGCACAGCUGAUCGUGCACGAAGGACAGAUCAUUGUGCAAAACAAGAAUGGCGAACGGGUCGAAGGCUGUCAAGUGGUUUAUGGCAAUGCGGCAUUUGCCACCGAGGCAACAUUAGCUGUGGCUGCCCAGGAAGAUUUCAACGGUGGCCAGCAAACGACGACCUUACAACAGCUGCAGACAGCUGAAGUUGUCGGUACAUUGCAGUUGGCUGCGGAUCAACAGAGUCAAGUGGUUGUGCAGCAGCAAGAUCAUCAUCAUCAUCAUCAUCAUUUACAUGAACAAGUUCGGUCGCAGACUGAGCAAGCUCAGGAGCAAGUUCAACAGCAGCCACAGCAGCUUGUCGUAGCGGACAACGGUGGGGGUGUAGUUAUUACGCAGGUGGACUCUCCUCUCGCGCAGGUCGUUACUCAUAGUGUCGCAGGUGCUGGAAGCAAUCAUUUAAACGGGGCGGGAACUAUGGCUUCGUUGGUGAUGUCCGGUCAGCUGCAGGUCAUUCCGGUUGGAUCUGAAGACGGCCAAGAUCAACAGCCAGUGAAGUCUAGUCUACAGGCGCAGCAUCAACAGGCCGAAGAACAGCCACUGACAAGCGCUUCCCAACAAGAUGCGGUUCAGAUAAGCAUCAUUUCAAUGAAGGACCCGGAUGAUAGUGUGGGACAGCAUCAGGUCCACGUGCAGGAGCAGGCAAUUGAUCCAAUGCACGCUGCUAAUGUUCAGGAUGUUCAGUUGCAGGAAGCGCAACAGGUUGUUCGACACGAGAAUUGCGUGACAGUACACGCUGGACAGGCGACACAACAGCAUACCCAACCGGAAUCGAUUGAGGAACUGCAAAACGUCGUGGUUCAAGGAUCCGAGGUAGUUUGUGAAACCGACGAUAAAAGAGAUGCUGAUACUACAGCAACGCAAGCUGCUGAAGCUUUACUCACCUUGCGACCUCAAAACCGCUGUAGCCUUCCAGCAUCGCCUCUCCAGCUACCUGAAGAGCUGCAACUACUUCAUCGGUCCGCGGAUGGGGCUGUUUCUGAAGUUGAUACGGACGUCGUUGUCAAAUCUGGGGUAAUAGGCCGAGAAACUAGCUGUGAAGAAGACGAAGUUUUUCAAAUGAUUCCUGAACCACAAACCCCGCCUGAGACAGAAAGCGAGCAGGAUAGCGCCGCGCUAGUGGAAGGGGUUCGACAGGACGAAGCUGUGCGAUCUGAACAAACUGGAGGCAGCAACAAUGCCCAGAAUGGUCAUGUUGAACUGUCAUCUAGCGUCGUUGAAGUAGCCGUUAGUUCGACAUUGACGACGACGAGAACGCCGAUAGCGGAAACCGAGUCCGAUCUCGUGGUGGUGGAAGCGGAGAAAUACUCAAGUGUUCGCGCUUAGUGGUGUUGUAGCCCGCUGCUGUGUCGUUCAUAGCAGCACUCAAGAGUUAAGCCGAUCUGGUUGAUCUGGCUUUCGGACAGCACAAAUCCACAACACAAAUUUUCCACGAAGAUCUUCGAUAAUUGGUACAACGUCUCAUCAAGUGAAGUUUUUGGAUCGAUGAAAAUAGACGCAUGCGGCCAAGUCGUGGUCCGCUGGUUUUUUCUGUGUGGCGACACCAUACUAUUUCUUCGGUGUUUCGUUACCGCCUAUCAUUCAAGAUGACUCUCACAAUUAUCACUAACCUCACACGUUAAGGGGGGCCUAUCGGUAACACUGAACGUAACAACGUACGCAGGGUGGCGGUGUUUUGUAACGGAUUUGUGUUCAUAUUAUGUUCAAAGUUGACAAAACACAAUUUUUCUGCUUUGUUUUUAUUUGUCUUAUUUUUUUAAUUUAUUUUAGCAAUAGGUAAUGUACUAUUAAAAACAAAAAAAUGACUGAACCAUUGAAUAGAACGAAUGAAACAAAGGAAAAAAUGUGGGUGCAGGUGAAAAGCAGCCUUCUGCUGCCUGUUUCUGUCUAGUGUGUGUGUGUGUCUGUGUUAGUGUGUGUGUGUGUGUGUGUGUGACGAAAACCGCAAGAGCUAUACUGAACUUCUCACGAGGAAAGGGGGAGCAAAGGAAUGCUCUGCUAAGUGCGAGCUAUAUCGAUGUGCUUGCAUGUAGCGACGUGUACGUGCAAAAGCAAGUUCAUACUCACCAAACUGGUGGGUAAGGGGACGAAAAUUUCCGUUUUCGUAACCGAUAACCGUUAUAAUCUAUGUCAUUUAGACUAUCACUAGUAAUAAUAGCGAGUGACAUCAAAUCGAUAAAAUGGCAGGUGCAAGAGACAGAAAUCGAAUCCUAGAAGAAAGCGCUGUGUCUACCUUACCGAAGACGGUUACAGUGUUUAGACAUGUGGUAAAAUAUGGCAGCGAAAGUAGAAAUCAUAAAUGAUGGACAUACGACGAAUCUCUCUGCGUACGAACUGCAUCAAUUUUGCCCUAUUUCAUUUGUCCAUAUAAUGACUGAGUCAAAUGAGUAUUUAUUUCAUGGGGAAGCUCAUUAUUAUUAUUAUAUAUUGGUCCCGAAGGUUAGGUAAUAUAAGGGCAGCGCUGAGAUAGGGUGGAGUGACCACGCUAUCUGGCAUAUAAAUACACAUAAUGCAUACAAAUAUAUGUCUACAAAUGAUAAGGGAUUACGCGUCAGAACCAUUGAACAGGCGUAUGGUGGGGUUCUGUUUCUUUUUUCAAUAUUUCCCGGUGGACGAAAGCGACUACAUUUAAUUACGGUCACAUUAACAACUAAGGUGUUCUUGUCUUUGAAUUUAUAUCGGUGUGCAAAAAUUUACUAUUACGUGGAAACGAAGCUAUAUAAGCAUGCGUGCACAACGCUGAUAAAAAAAAGUUGUCAUAUACUACAGAUGACGAAAAAAAUGAGGAGAAAAAUGGGGAGGUAUACAAAAAUGAAAUAGUAUACACUGUGUACAUUGCAGACAGUAACGUUAAAAGAGAGCCGGAUUUAGAAAAACAAUAACCCAGAAACUAAGCUAAUAUUAGAUCUAAUGGUAUAAGAUACUGUAUUUCAAUGGCACGUAAUCUAACGUCAUCAUCAUCAAAUAUUCCUCCAUAUAUAUAUAUAUAUAUAUAUAUAUAUAUCUAUACAUCUGAAAAAUGUUUAUUAUGAUGAUGGUGACUAUUACUAGGGAAACAGAAAUGACUUAUUGGCGUCGAUAGGUAUUCAAAUAAUAAGUAAAACAAGUUACCUAAUAAUGCGGUAACAGCUGUUUAGACCGUAAAUGGUCAUGUGCCCCGUUUACUAGAAAAAUGUCUUGGUCGAAUGGUAGAAUGAGAAGUCGAAUCGGGCCCACUGCAUCGAAUGGACCUUUAGGUUAAUUAGUCGUUGCGUGACAUAGUCUGACAAGUGUAACAAAAACAGCAGGAGAAAGAUAUGGCCACUAGAAUGGGAAAUAUGGUUCUAUCUAAAUGAGUGAGAGCCGUGCCAUUUUUUCAAUCAACAGUUAUAGUAACCGUUAUGACCAAUAACAAUAAUCGAAAUGAUACACCUACAUUCGGCAGACUCCAAAGGAUGCCGAGAGGAUGAACAAUGGAAAGGGCUGAAAAGGCAUCCCGAUAAAAAGGAAAACAACUGCGUGAACUUGUGAGGAAACUUAUAUACCAGGCGCACAUAGCUAUAAAUUCUAAGGCAAAUGCGUAGCUAAGCUAUUACUUUAAGUUUGAUGAAGAUAUAGACUUUCGGCAAGGUUCGUGGACAGAUUCAAGCAGGUAAGUGCGCAUAUGCAAACUACAACAUGGUGCACGACUGAAUGAAGUUGUUCAUAAGAGCACAUUAUCGAAAACGACACGGAAACGGCGAAUACGAUUUGGAAUAGCAGUUUAUGCUUAGGGAACGACGCGUAAUAUGGGGCCUGCUUAAAAUAGAUCGAUGAUUUAGCUGAUUUAUCAUCAUGUUUUUGAGUUGUUUAUAGUCAAGCACUACAGAAGACGAGCGGAAAAGGUGACAGUGGCUCAAUAAUAAUAGCGGACAAUAUCGACAAAAGCAACAAUGAUAAACUUUAGCGUACUUAAUGCACUACCCGGUAAUACUAAUAUUAAUAUAUUAUUAUCGUAAAUGUAUUUUAUUUAAAAAUAAAAAGAGCCUGUAUACUGUACCGAUGGAUUUGCAGUAUGUACUCAAUCGACAUAUUAUUAUUUGAAGCUUAAUUAGCUUAAAGCAUGCAUUAAAAUCGUCAAAAAAGAGGCUAGUAACAAUUUCAUAUGGAUAUUGUUUAAAAAAUGAAUACAAUUAAUACUGCAAUUUCAAAGGACUUGUUAAAUUCCAAAAGUUCAUACUGACAAGAAUUUCUUUAAGAAAAACGGCAAACAUAUACUUAAUAAAAACGUUUCUUUUCUAUUUUCUUUAUUAUACAUUUUUCAUACCAUUUAAUUUUGUAGACGCGUAAAUCUCACCAUGGACACAAUUCCAAAAAGGAUAUGCCAUACGUCUACAUUGAUUCCUUUCUUCUCUGUCUCGUCGCGUCACCUAUUUAAGAUAAUGUGCCACUUGAAAAUUGUUAUUUUUGUUGUUGUGCUUAGAUCCUCAAUCCCUUCCAUUAUCGCACUUCUUACUUUCGAUUAAUUACAGUUAAUCAUCUCCUUUUUAAUCAUUCCAGCUCCAACCCGGACAAGCAGCCUUCGCAGCAAUAAACAUUACACGAUCAGAAAUUCAAAUAUCCAUAUCAUUCGUAUCGGUAAUAUAUCUUUAUAACUAAUCAGGAUUAAAUGGAAGAAGCUUGGCCUUGUUUAGCUCAUCUGCCCUCUUGUCGUUUCCACCUUAUUGUUUUCUAUUAUGGAUAUGCUCGCGUUUAAAACCGUGUAAUUAUAUAAAUUUAAAAGAAUAAAGACAGCUUCUUACCGUCUUCUUUACCAGCUUUAUAUUCACAGACGAAAUUCAUACUAAAGGCUAAGUUAUUAUUGUAUAUGAGUAGAAAGCUAUUCGAGUUAUUUCCACGCACUAGUUCGGUGUGUUUUAUGUGUGAUUGUGUGUACCAUGUAUAAUUGUUCCAAGAGUCGCACGAUGACAGAUUCUUGCCAAAAAGAGUUUCUAUCUAUGUAGACGCUCAUAAACAUCCUCAGACGCAUAUCGUGUUCCUACUACUGCCAAGCUCUUCCCGGAUCGAUAAGGGCUAAACUAUAUUCCGGUGCUUGUCCUUUUUCAUAAAAAAAAAA
Messenger RNA from Varroa destructor (honeybee mite), 7528 nucleotides. RefSeq lists its product as uncharacterized. The record is from RefSeq and is a predicted model, not a curated record. Lineage: Eukaryota; Metazoa; Arthropoda; Arachnida; Mesostigmata; Varroidae.